GGCGGCAGCGGGAGGCGCAGAGCUGCUGCUCGGGCGCCCCGGCGGGGGCUGCUGUGCCCCGGGGGCCUCACCGUGUGUUUGCAGCGCGGCCGCCACCGCCGGGAGCCGCAGCCAUGGCUCGGGGGGAGCUCGGCGUCCUCCGCUGGCUCAGGGACAGCCGGCAGUCCAGAAAACUAAUCCUGCUGAUCGUUUUCAUCGCGUUGCUGCUGGACAACAUGCUGCUGACGGUGGUCGUGCCGAUAAUUCCCAGUUACCUUUACAGCAUCAAACAUGAGAAAAAUGCAACAGAAAUCCAGACUACUAAGCCUAACAUAGUUUCAACAACAAUGGACAAUUUUCAGAGUAUCUUUUCCUAUUAUGACAACUCAUCAAUGCUUACUGGAAAUGAAUCUGAUAUGACAAGACCAAGAGAGCUGCAUCAUACUCAGACAGAACAAAUGAUAGUGAAUGUGACUAUUUCACCAUCUGAUUGCCCAAAGGAAGAUAAGGACCUGCUGAAUGAAAAUGUUCAAGUUGGUCUGUUGUUUGCUUCAAAAGCAACAGUUCAGCUUAUCACUAACCCUUUCAUAGGGCCCCUGACAAACAGAAUAGGCUACCAGAUUCCGCUGUUUGCUGGCUUCUGCAUCAUGUUUGUGUCAACAAUCAUGUUUGCUUUCUCAGGCAGCUACACCUUACUGUUUAUUGCAAGGUCCCUUCAAGGAGUGGGUUCCUCUUGUUCUUCAGUGGCAGGGAUGGGUAUGCUCGCCAGUGUUUAUACAGAUGAUGAAGAGAGAGGCAACGCAAUGGGAAUUGCACUGGGAGGUCUUGCUAUGGGAGUAUUAGUGGGCCCACCUUUUGGGAGCGUCAUGUAUGAGUUUGUGGGGAAGAGUUCUCCUUUCCUUGUGCUGGCUGCACUAGCGCUGUUAGAUGGAGCUGUUCAAUUAUUUGUGCUACAGCCAUCCAGAGCACAAGCAGAAAGUCAGAAAGGGACACCGUUACUGACGCUCUUGAAGGACCCUUACAUCAUUAUCGCAGCAGGUUCAAUCUGUUUUGCAAACAUGGCUAUUGCUAUGCUUGAACCAGCAUUACCUAUCUGGAUGAUGGAGACCAUGUGUUCAAGGAAGUGGCAACUUGGUGUUGCUUUUCUUCCAGCUAGUAUCUCUUAUCUUAUCGGGACUAAUAUUUUUGGGAUACUUGCACACAAAAUGGGCAGGUGGCUUUGUGCUUUACUUGGGAUGAUAAUCGUGGGAAUAAGUAUUUUAUGUGUACCAUUUGCUAAAAACAUUUAUGGGCUCAUAGCACCAAAUUUUGGAGUUGGAUUCGCCAUUGGAAUGGUGGACUCUUCCAUGAUGCCAAUUAUGGGCUACCUUGUAGAUCUGCGACAUGUGUCCGUCUAUGGGAGCGUGUAUGCAAUAGCUGAUGUUGCCUUUUGCAUGGGGUUUGCAUUUGGUCCCUCUGCUGGUGGUGCCAUUGCAAAAGCAAUUGGAUUCCCAUGGCUCAUGACCAUUAUAGGAAUUGUGGAUAUUCUUUUCGCUCCUCUGUGCUUUUUCCUUCGAAGUCCACCUGCCAAAGAAGAGAAAAUGGCAAUACUCAUGGAUCACAACUGUCCUGUUAAAACAAAAAUGUAUACUCAGAACAACAUCCAGUCCUAUCCAAUAGGUGAUGAGGAAGAAGAAUAUGAAAGUGAUGAAUAACAUUAAAAGCCAUAUGAAGUAUUUUGGUGUACAAAAACGCAGUGUUUCAUGUGAAACAUCUCAUCCAGAAAUAUGUUUUAGUUGUGUUGUACUUUUAAUAGUGAAAUAGUAAAAGAAAAAAAACCAAAGGUAAAUUAUUUAUUUCCCAUGGUUAUGAAGCAGACUGCUAACCGCCUUAUAAGGAGGAAAAAAAGCUUUUAUAGCAGAUUUCUAUAGUGUUGACCUUUAUUUUGUGUAUUUAAUUUUAUUAAAUAUUACACAGUAUAUUUUUGAUUAAAUGUGUAGUAUAAAUCUGUAUAAAUGUGAAUUUAAACUUUUUUUUAAUUAACUCAUUAACACACAAUAUUUUGUAUUUUAGAGUCAUAGGGAAGAACUGAGAUGUUGAUAGUAAAUUAUUAUCUAAUUUAGUCAUCCAAUUUAAAAAAGCAGAGCUCAAAGAAAACAUACCUAUCCAAUUUCUAGUCUUUUAAAUUGUACCCUUGUAAGUACAUUCACAGGAGCUAAAGACUGAAAUUAAGAGUGUAGAUAUCACUAUGAGUUUUGUGAUCCAUUUUGGAUCAUAAAAUACUAAAAUAAAUAGCCUUAGCUUCGUUGCUGAUUCAAAAAUGAGCUUUACAUGACCACUCAUGAAACACUGGGGAAAAGAAAGUAUUUUGCAGAUGAGUGUAUUGCUAUUAUUCAGUACUCUUUGAUGAAGUUUUGAAUAACUGGCCAGCUAUGUUAUACACACACAGUAAAAAGGUAUGUAUGAAUGUACACAGUUCCUUUCCUUUAAAGGGAAUAAGAAUAGCAUAAAAGAUAUGGCAUGUGUUUAUAUUCUUAUCUUUUGGCUCUUUUAUUUUUCACAUGUCAACUUUAUUUUAGACACAGUUCACAUGACUAAUUAAAAAAGCUGCAGUAUCACAGCUUUUAGUUCUACAGAGUACUGCAACUAAGCUGAUGCCUUUAGUUUGAACAGGAAAAUAUUUUAUAUGCAUUUGCAUGCAUGCCUAGAAAUCGCAUAUAUAAAUAUAUUUAUUUUUCAAAAAUUAAGUAAAAAUAUCAAUUUUGCUAAAAAUAGUAAGAACUAAUAGCUUGUGCCAAUAUCUUAAUAUUUGGGGACAAAUGCAGAAAAAGCACUGCAUUAGACUGUAUCUGCACUGAGAAAAAUUAGACUCUGAAAGAAAGCAUUUUAAAAAAAUCACAAUGUCCUUAUCUAUUGUGGUGUAUGGUUUUUAUUUGUAAAUUAAAAUCUUUAUGUGCCUUCUUUCAUGUAACUGCAGAUGUUUUAUGUAUUACAGCAUAGAUGCUAUGUUUACAUAUAGUUUUGUAAAGUGUAUAUACUAUGGUCAGAAAAAAUGAAAAAUAUAGCGGAUCAAACUUCAAGUGUUGCAUUAUCAAUAAUUAUGCAUUCAGACUGCAUUAAAAUAAAGUAAUCUAAAGUUCA
This is a messenger RNA of Dromaius novaehollandiae (emu), 3099 nucleotides long. It is a transcript of the gene SLC18A2, whose product is annotated as solute carrier family 18 member A2. The record is from RefSeq and is a predicted model, not a curated record. Lineage: Eukaryota; Metazoa; Chordata; Aves; Casuariiformes; Dromaiidae. Gene Ontology annotation, molecular function: serotonin:sodium:chloride symporter activity; xenobiotic transmembrane transporter activity. The transcript has 15 exons. Gene Ontology annotation, cellular component: synaptic vesicle membrane; terminal bouton. Gene Ontology annotation, biological process: transmembrane transport; xenobiotic transport; aminergic neurotransmitter loading into synaptic vesicle. Bases 114 to 1673 code for a protein of 519 amino acids.